AGUGCAUGAAGGGUCACUUUCCGGGACCUUCGGGCAGUGAUGAUGAUUACUGAUAAGUCACUUUUAAGUUGACAGACUCCUUGAAUAGCUUGACUUUCAGCUUCAUACGAACAUGAAAUAUUUCAUAUUAGCGGUGAUUGAGACUUUUAUAAACAUCUUUGUUCUUACUGUGUUUAUGGCGAUGUUCGCACCUCAAGCGCACUCUGUCAACGGAAACAACACCUGUGUUACACUGGAGUUUGCCGAUGGAAGGUUUAAAGACGACGCUACUGAAGUAAAUGAAGAUGGUUACGUCCACAUAAGCUUUGCGUUAACAGACAACUGUCAGCCCAGCAACGAAUUUAUCAGAGUAAAAGUAUCAACGAGAAGCAGAGAUCUCCCAAAGACUUUCUGUACCAUUGUAUUCCAAGAAAAUAUUUGCAAGAUUAGCGAUCAAUCACUAAAAUGUCAUUGUAUAAAAAAAGAAAAAUUCAUGUUUACUUCAAUCUCCACAAAGAUUAGUCUGGCGGACAAGGUAUUGAUAGAAUGGAACGACAAUCACACCAGCAAAGGAGAAACAAGUGUUUCUCUUUUCGUAAAUGGUUCGAAACCCGUCAUCCAUACUGACGAGAACAUAGUAACACCAGUCAUCAUCAGCAUUGGCUGCUGCAUUCUCGUGGCUGUCGUCUUUGUUGUUAUCGUCAUCAAGAGACAUGGAGAUUGCCGCCAUAAGAAACAGCAGGGACAAUCAUCAGAGGACAGGCAGAUGAUUCUAGGUAACAUUCCACCUGAUGUUACACCUACCAGUCCAGCAAACCUGACGAACAUCCCAACACAGACAAGUACCCAAACAGCUUCAGGACAUUCACUCAGACGUACUCGAACCCGAGGUGUUGCCAGACUUCAGGGACAUAAAGCCAUCCGGAGCCGAAUAGGCAUUCUUACCUUCACUGGACAACGAAAGCCUAACAACCAUGGAAUGACAGCCACCCAGAACCAAACCAUCCAGGAGCCAGUGUACGAUCGUGCCAUAACAUUUAGCCCCAUAAUACACAGAAGCCAAGGACAAUCAAACGAUCAGGCGACAACAUCCGGUCCAAGCGGCGCAACCAGAAGCGAAGAACAAGAAUAUGACCGUACCAUUACAUUUUGCCAAUCAGUAACAAGAAGUCAGGAACAAGCCAACGAACAGGUCUUAACACACUGCCAGAAGGUUACUACAAGCCAUCAAGAAGUAUACGAUCGGGCAGUAACAUUCACCCAAACAGUAACAAGAAGCCAAGACGAAAUUAAGAAACAUGUCGUCACAAACCAAAAGCCAGAAGAAAGUCUACAAGCAGGUCAUGGCAUUCAGCCAAAUAGUAACCAGAAUCCAACAGCAUGCUCACGAUCAUUGCAUCCACACAAACAGUAAUAAAAAACCAGUAACAGAUAAUGACCAUGCAAUAGCAUCCAGAAGAUCAGUAAUGAGACAUCAGUAACAAGUCUAUGAUCAUGCCAUAGCAUCCAGCCAAAACUGAAGUAGGAGCUGUGUACAGGUGUGCAAACAAACUGUCUACCAUCAAACCACACAGAUCCCCAAAGCCAGGGACCAGUGUACAGUCAAAAUGUUUUAUUCAGAGAAACAAAGAGUGAGAAAGUUUCAGACAUUCAAGAAAUGUAGACUGUUAAUCUUCUUCCAUUAUCUAGACAUAGUCACUCAAUUUCUCAUUGUCAAAGAUGUGUAACGAGAGCCUCUUAUUGAACAUUCAUUGUAAAAAUGUAUAUGAAUACAGUCAUACACUAACAUCUAUCGUAGAAUGACAACAUUCGUUCUUGUGUACAUUAUGAACUGAAAUGUGUUUAUUGAAAGUAAUCAGUGUACUAUAGUUGUGUAUAUAGCUGUUGUAUUAAAGACAAAACCUAAAUUAUUUACUAUCCUACUGAUGAUAACAGUAACAGUUUUGGAUAGCCUGCUAUGCUAGUAAAUGGAACUACAGUUUAAACAGUUGUUAGUAACAGUCUCUAGCAGUGCCAUGAGAUUAACUACCUUGACCACACAAAUACUAUGUACACAAAAUUCAGAAAUUUUUAGAUGCUUCUUUCAACAAGCUGUAUUUGAAAUUAAGCAAAUUAAA
Messenger RNA from Pomacea canaliculata, 2096 nucleotides. RefSeq lists its product as uncharacterized. The record is from RefSeq and is a predicted model, not a curated record. The coding region runs from base 113 to 1393 and encodes 426 amino acids. The transcript is spliced from 4 exons. Lineage: Eukaryota; Metazoa; Mollusca; Gastropoda; Architaenioglossa; Ampullariidae.